Messenger RNA from Acanthosepion pharaonis, 687 nucleotides. NCBI's taxonomy places the organism in Eukaryota, Metazoa, Mollusca, Cephalopoda, Sepiida, Sepiidae. The record is from the annotation of a GenBank genome assembly.
AUGUCUGUCCAGAUCUAUGUAUUCCGUUCAUAUCUAUCUAUCUAUCUAUCUAAGUUUAUUCUUAUCUAUCUAUCUAUCUAUCUAUCUAUCUAUCCUUUUCCAGUCUGUUCAUAUCUAUCUUGGCUAUUCAUAUCUAUCUAUCGAUCUAUCUUAGUCUGUGCAUAUCUAUCUUUCUCUAUCUAUCUUAGUCUGUUCAUCUAUCUUUGUUCAUAUCUAUCUGAAUGUUCUGUUCAUAUCUAUCCAUCGAUCUUAGUCUCUUCAUAUCUAUCUGUCUAUCGAUCUCUAUUAGUAUCUAUUUAUCUAUCUGUUCAUAUCUAUCUCUUUGUCUUUGUUAAUUUAUCUAUUUAUAUUAGUCCGUGUUUAUCUAUCUAUUCUGUCUGUUCAUAUCUAUCUUCCUUAGUCUGGUUGUUCAUAUUCAUCUAUCUAUCGAUCUAUCUUAGUCUCUUCAUAUCUAUCUGUGUAUCGAUCUAUCUUAGUAUAUUCAUAUCUAUCUUAUCUGUUCCUAUCUAUUUUAAUCUGUUCAUGUCUAUCUAUCUAUCUAUCUACAUUAGUCUGUUCAUAUCUAUGUAUUUUAGGGUUGUUCAUAUUUAUCUAUCUUACGAUCUAUCUAUCUAUCUAUCUAUCUAUCAGCAGGCCUGUUUGUUAUAUCGACCUCUUCAUUCCCGAAAUCUAUAUAAUAAGAACUGA